Messenger RNA from Camelina sativa (false flax), 815 nucleotides. Lineage: Eukaryota; Viridiplantae; Streptophyta; Magnoliopsida; Brassicales; Brassicaceae. The record is from RefSeq and is a predicted model, not a curated record.
UUCGCCUAUAUAAGUAAAGUCUACACGCAAUAUCAAGAAACAAACCAUAGCCAUAAUAUUUCUUAAAGAUAAUCUUUUUUGGUGUGAAGAACAAAAACAAAAAAAAAAUGUGUCCGGUGGAGAACAAAUGGGUCAAGGUGGGUCAAAAGGGAGCUGGUCCUGGACCGAGAAGCUCACACGCCAUGACCGUCGUUGGGAACAAAGUUUACUGUUUCGGCGGUGAGCUGAAGCCUACGAUUCAUAUCGACAACGAUCUUUACGUUUUCGAUCUCCAGAGUCAAGAAUGGUCUAUAGCUCCUGCGACAGGGGAGGCUCCUUUCCCCUGUUUUGGAGUCUCCAUGGUCACGAUCGGUACAACGAUCUACGUCUACGGUGGCCGUGAUGAUCAGCGGAAGUACAACGGUUUGUAUUCUUACGACACUGUGACUAAUGAGUGGAAAAUGUUAUCUCCUGUUGAAGAAGGGCUCCCUGGUCGUAGCUAUCAUUCAAUGGCUUGUGAUGAUCGUAAAGUUUAUGUCUUUGGUGGUGUUACUGCUAAGGGACGUGUGAACACGCUUCACGCUUACGAUGUUGUUGAUCAGAAGUGGGUUGAGUAUCCUGAUGUUUACAAGCUUGAUACAGAGACGUUAGUGUGGGAGAGGAUUGUGUGUGGGAAAGAGGAGGAGAAGCCGAGCCAACGCGGGUGGUGUGCGUUUACUGCAGCGGUUAAGGAUGGUGAGGAAGGUCUGUUGGUUCAUGGUGGGAAUUGUCCGACCAAUGAGCGGCUUGAUGAUUUGGUGUUUUGGGGUUUCUCUCAUCUUAAUGCCAAUCAAUGA